Molecule: messenger RNA, 12917 nt
Organism: Sphaeramia orbicularis (orbiculate cardinalfish)
Lineage: Eukaryota; Metazoa; Chordata; Actinopteri; Kurtiformes; Apogonidae
Gene: akap9
Product: A kinase (PRKA) anchor protein 9
Exons: 55
Coding region: 185-12427 (4080 amino acids)
Biological process (GO): signal transduction
Molecular function (GO): DNA binding; molecular adaptor activity
Source: RefSeq, a predicted model, not a curated record
UUACGUGGAAAACAUGGCGGCGGACUACCAACAAGGAGACAGCUCUCAGUAAACGGGAGGGAGGACUGUAGAAGCGAGCUGGAAGCCAAACUUUAGACAUUUAACAGUCAGCGUUUAGGGAUUUACUUAGUAGUGUUUCGCAUGAAGCAGUUUGUCGUCUGUUUCAGCCACAGGGACAGCGGUGAUGGAAGACGAGGAGAGGCAAAAGAAGCUCGAGGCCGGUAAAGCAAAGUUGGCUGAGUACCGCCAAAGAAAGGCUCACGCCGACUCCCAGAAGAAACAGAAAAAGAAGAAGAAAAGGAAGUCACAGGACGACUCAGAGGGAGACUCACAGGGAAGGGUGGAAGUCGAGUCGGAUCAGCCUGUGGGAGGAGAGGAGGUCUCAGGCGGAGGACGAGAUGGAGCGCAAGAAGCAAAUAAAGACCCACCCACCACGGAGUUUACCUUUGCCAGGACACUACGGAGUGGAGAGACUGUCCAGCACGACCAGACCUACACCAUAGAGCCAGAGAGUGAAGUGUCCACAACUGCUGAAGAUUAUUCCUCAGAGGUUAAUGGGUGCCACGAGAUGACAGUGAACGUAAUGGUGUCUACGAAGGAUUUUAUCUGGGAGGAGAUGGAUCCUAUUCAACAGAUGACAAAGGGAGGUACAAUGCAGGAUAUGGAGGAUGCUCUGGCUGCAAAGACCCAAGCGGUGGAGGAGCUGAGCCGAGAGCUGGAGGAGAUCAGGUCUGCCUUCGGCACAGAAGGAGUGCAGCAGCUUCAGGACUUUGAGGCUGCUCUGAAACAACGUGACGGUAUCAUCACCCAACUCACCGCUAACCUUCAGCAGGCUCGUGAAGAGAAAGACGAGAUCAUGAAGGAGUUUUUAGAACUGACGGAGCAAAGCCAAAAACUGCACAUUCAGUUCCAGCAGCUGCAGGCAGGGGAGACACUGAGGAAUACCAGCCAUAGCAGCACAGCGGCUGAUCUUCUGCAGGCCAGACAGCAGAUCGUUCAGUACCAACAACAGCUGGAGGAAAUGAAUGCUGAGGUGAGAAAACACCAGGAGAAGAACAGCGAACAGCUUCAGCACAUGAGCCAAUUCCAGCACAAGCUCAAUGAGAUGGAAAUGUCAGAGAGAAGAUCAAAUGAAUCCUUUACACAAAGGAUAAAUGAAAAAGACCUGCUGAUUGCUGAACAAGAAAAAGUUAUCAGGAGUCAGGAACAGUCCCUGACAGAAUUAAGAACAGCAGAGGAGUCAUUUGCACAAACACUAAAAGAGAAAAAUCGCUUAAUUUCAGAGCAAACUGCAAUAAUCACAGAACAUGAGCGGUCAUUAACUCUGCUCCAAGAGGAACUUGCCCAAGUGGGAAGGACUACUGAUGAGAAUAUUAUGCACCAGUCAGAUGAAAAAGAUAGGAUAAUAGCAGAGCAAGACAUUGUCAUUUCAGAACGUGACUGCUCUCUUGCCAAGCUUGAGGAUGAGCUGGAAUCCUCAGAAAAACGGCUGCAUGACCUCAACCAGCAAAUUGCUGCAAAAGAAUCAGAGCUUGAAAGGUGCCUUGAUGAUUUGAAAAGCACUAACUCUGACCUAGAAACCUGUAGAAAUGAAAUGGAGGGUUUUAAAUUGGAAUUGGAGAAGGAACGAAAAGAGUUAGAAAGCUGUAAAAAUGAACUUGCAACUUCUAAACAAAAGGAGCGAAUGUCAUCUAAUGAAAUAAUGCAGCUCAUGGGCACUGUGGAGGACCUGCAGAAACGCUGUCACCAGGGCAGCCUUUCUGAGAGCGACACCAUCCAGAAAAUGCAGGAGGAGACUGAGAGAAAGCUUGAACUUCUCAGGGCUGAGCUGGAUGAGAUGUAUGGUCAGCAGAUUGUCCAGAUGAAGCAGGAGCUUAACUUGCAACAUGCAGCAAAGGUUGAGCAAAUAAAUCAGCAGCAUCAAGCUGAAAUUGAGCUUCUAAAAGCUCAGAGUUUCUCUACUAGUACUGUUGAAAUGGACGCUCUUAAUACUACUAUUAGCGAGCUUAAAGAGACAUUAGAGCAAUCCCAAAUAAUGCACAAGAAAACCACACAAGAACUAAACCAAGUCGCCCAAGAGAAGCGUAACCUGCAGGCGAAGGUUGAGGAUCUUCUUCAAGAUCUUCGUUCUGCUAAAGAACAAGUGGAGCUGGUCUCUCACAGUGUUAUCUCUCAGGAAAGCCAUCAAAGUGAAUUGCAGCACCUUCAGGACACUAUCGACAAUCUGAGGUGCGAGCUAGCUGCUGCUCAGGAAUCUGCACAAGAGGCAGAAACAAAACACGAGUCUGAAAUAACCAAUUACAAGAUCAAGUUGGAGAUGCUAGAGAGGGAGAAAGAUGCUGUGCUUGACCGCAUGGCAGAGUCGCAAGAAGCAGAGUUGGAGCGAUUGAGGACUCAGCUUCUGUUCAGUCAUGAAGAAGAACUAACCAAUCUAAGGGAAGAAUUGCAGAGGGAGAGCUUCCUAAACACAGAAAACCUUCUCAAUGAAGCUGCAAUCAAACAUGAGAGAACACUGGAUGAGCUGCGGAUCGGUUACAAAGAAGAGCUGCAUCUGUUACAGAGAGAAAUGGCAAGUUUCACCACAGAGCGAGAUGAGCUUUUGCACCAAAUUCUUGGACUUAAAGAAGAUUUGCAGCAUGCUCUGCACAGCUCCAAAGCAGAUGAGCUCAUCCAGCAGCUCCAGGAGCUUCAGGUAGAGAUCGAGGAACUAAGAAAAGGAGGAGAAGAACAAGCUAGAAUGAAGAAUGAAAAGGAAAAUCAGAUGAAGGAAAAAGAAACUUUCUGGGAGAACAAACGGAAAGAACAGGAAACAGAAAAGGAGUCGUUGAUUGAGUCUAACAGAGUUUUACAAGAAGAGCUAGAUUUAAAAAUGAGAGACAUUGAAAGCCUCACAGAGGAGAAUAAUAACAUCCAGCAACAACUGUCAGACCUUAAUGAGGAGAUUGAAAAGCAGAAGACUACUUUCUCUUUUGCCGAAAAGAAUUUUGACGUCAACUAUCAAGAGCUGAAGGAGGAAUACACAUGUCUGGUUGAGGCAAAGACACAUCUAGAAGAGAGGAUGCUUAAGGAGACACUUGAGUUUGAGGCGAAAAUUGCCAGCCUCCAGUCACAGAUUCAGGAGCUGGAGAGAGACACCAAGAUGGAGAGCACACAUACAGAAAGUAAAGGUGUGAUAGAAAAAGAUACUACUGAGCUAAUGGAGAAGCUUAAUAUUACUUUGAGCGAGAAGGAAAGCUUGGCUGGAAGACUUUCUGAAGUUACAGAGCAACUGGUUUUGACAGAGAGUAAAGUGGGUCAUUUGGAAGAAGAACUGAUCAAAGUGCAACAAGAAAACGCAAAUGUCAUUGCACAAAAUCAAAGUCUUGGGAAGAAAUUGGAAGAGAAGCAAAAGAUUAUGAAAGAGCAGAUGAGAGGGCAGGAAGCCCAGAGAGAAGCUAAGCCCCAGCACGGAGAGCAGAUGUUUACUUCAGUUUAUGGUUCUGAGGAUCAUCACAUUCAGAUUCAGUCUCUACAAGAAGAAAUAGAAGCUCUUCAGUCUCUCCUAAAGGCAGCUGAAGCAGAGAGAGACAGCAUCAAGGCAACCCUGGAGCUUCAGAGGCUUUCACAGACCGCAUCCCCAGCAGCAGUCCAGUCCUCGGGGGAGGGACCUGUUGAGGGACGAUCCUCCCCCCAGAAGUCCUCAGGGUCAAGCAGGCGCAAGAGACGGCAGAGGUCGAAGCAGGAGCGUAAGCUGGGCACUGCUCUCUCAGACAGCAGAGAAGAAAGACAAAGGGAGGAGGACGAGGAGGCAGCAGUGGAGGAAGAGAGAGCUACAAGUGCUGCAGAGCUGGAGGUGCAGUCUCCAGUUAUGUCAUAUUCACAAGAGAGGGCCGGUAAGGAGGACUCCACAGAUGCUUACCGGGGAGACGGAGACUACAUCAGCAAACAGGUGAGCAGGCAUGGGAUGGGCCGUCGUUCGCAGCCUGUUGUGCGUCAGGAAACAGAAGAAGAGGAACAGACAACUGAGCAUGGUGAGUGCAUGCUGCAGAUGGAGGCCCAGCGUAUCAGCCUGUCUCAGAUCCACGCUGCCCAGCUUGAGCUGCUGCAGGAGGAGACAGACACCUGCAGACAAUCUUCCACAGAUGAACCAAAAAUCUACAAAUACCAGGACGUGUUACAGGCUGUGUCAGAAGAGUGCAGAGAAAUUAUUUUGUCUUUUCAGAAAAUGUUUGGGGAAGAGUUUUUAGAGAGUGUCGGUGCAGAGGUUCAGCUGCCAUCUUCAGCUGAAAGACCGGAAACUAGUGAAUCCAUUGUAAUGGAAGCCAGAGAGCUCUACAGAGAUCUUCAGCAGGUGAGGGGAACGAUUGAACAAGAGCACCAUCGACUGUCGCAGCUCCAAGCUUUGCUCAGGGCUGAUGGAGACAAGAUGAUGGAAUUGAAAAAGGAAUAUGACAACCUGAAAAGCAGCAGUGAGAGGCAGAUCUCUGACCUGCAGGCACAGGUUUCCACCUUCAGCCCCGUUUCUAGUGAAGAUCUGGAGGAACGAGCCAGAGCACCAUCUACCUCCCUUUCUGAGCAAUUACAGAAGAUGAAAGCUGAAGCCCAAGAGAAGCAGCUGCAGCUGGAGGAGAGUCACAGACAGGAGAUGGAACAUCUCAGAGCCCACUACCAGCAGCAGGCGACAGAGACGGAGGAGCGUUACGCCACAGAGCUCUUCAUCCUGCAGCAGCGACUAGAGGAGGUCACAGGCAGCCAGACCCACUUCAGCCUGUCCAGUGAAUCCAGCUCUGAGAGGACGCAGGAACGACCAGAGGAGCUGAAGGACCUUGGUGAGGAGGAGUUUUCAGAGGGAGGUGUGGAGUUGGGCUGGUCUGCAAGGUCUGCCGGCCUGACAGCACAGCUGCAGGCACUGAGGAAAGCACUGUACCACAAGUAUGUCCAAGAAGUAGCGGCUCUCAAACAGCAGCACAGUAGCGAGCUGAAGAGACUGACGGAGGAAAAGGAGCAGGAGAAGAAAAGAGACGAGCGUCACAAAGACAGAGGAGGAAAAGAGCAGGAUCUCAGCUCCACGGACAGCGCUGGGACAGCCGGGCAGGUCGACCUGGAACGAGUGGAGGAGGAAGUGGCAAAGGCCAUAGUUCAGAUGUCAGUGGAGUUUGCACAGAAGACUGAACUGGCUCGAAUCAACAAGCGCUCCUUCCAGACAAACACCUCCAUGCAGACCCAGUGGGACGACGAAGAGCUGGAGGAGAGCAGAAACGAUGAGGAGACUCCCCGAGCGUCACCCACUGCCGGUGGCUGGCUGGAAGAAGUAGAGAGGGAGAGACUGGAACGAGAGCUGGAGGAGAGGAAUGCCGAGAUCCACAAGUUAAAGCAGGAGCUGCAGAAAACUGAAGCAAAACCGGAGCAGGCCUUAAAGAAGGGAGAAGAUAGUCGACAAGAAGUUGAGGAAGAGCCAGAGACACCAGGAAUAAAACCAGCUGGUGGGCGAAGAUUGUCAUCACAGGAUGAGGGAGAGUCGUCUGAUAAAGAUGCAGAAAGCCUCUUGCGUAAAGCCAACGAGAAGCUGAGUCAGGUGCUGGUUGACGUCCUGAAGACCACGGCAGCAGCAGAAGAAACCAUGGGCCUCCACAUGCAAAGUCUGCGCGAUGCUUCAGCUGCAGGACAGCAGACUGCACCUCCUCAUACCACCAUGCAGAGAGUCAGAGCUGCUGCAGGUCACUCUGCAGAAAGCUGCCCAGCCAGUGAAACCGGUGCAGACGAUUUGAGUAUGUGGUCUGCGGAGACGGAGGCUGAUGAGGGUCUGGAGAUGUCCCAGCAGAUGAUGGAUAGCCUGCUGCAGGGGGCAGGGACGCAGCUUGAGAACGAGGAAUAUCUAAUGGGCAUCAGUCGACGACUCCAGACGGCUUUGGAGAAGAUGCUGAUGGCCAUCUCAGACUCCACCAACCAGCUUGAACAUGCCCGGCUGACGCAGACUGAGCUGAUGCGGGAAUCCUUCCGUCACAACCAGGAGAUGAACGAGCUGCUGCAGAAGCAGGAGGAGCUGCAGGAGCGUCUGUCGGAGGAGGCCCGGGCACGGGAACAGCUGGCUCUGGAGCUUCACCGGGCUGAGGGUUUGAUUGAUGGUUACACAGGUGAACGAGCUGCACUGGAGGAUCAACUGCGUCACAAGGAAGAGCUUCAGCUGAGCCUCGAGCAGGAGCUGCAGGUUACAAGUAGCCGGCUGAGCGAGUUGGAGCAGGAGCGCCUUCAGAUGCAGGAGGAGCGAGAGCUGUUGUCACGGCAACAGGACGCCAUGAGGGAGCACGCCGGGCCUCGAGAGCUCCGCCUAGUUGAAGCUGCAAUGGUUGCAGCACCUGAAGCAGACCUGCUGGAGGAGACAGAGAAGCUGAUGAAGGAGAAGGUGGAGGUGCAGCGUCAGGCAGAGAAGGAGAAUGCCGACCUCCUGAAGCAGGUGAAGCUGCUGGAGGCUGAGCUGGAGGAGCAGGUCAACAGGGUGAUCGAACUGGAGCACGCUCAGAGGACGGAGAGUGGAGACCUUCAGCAGCAGAUCCAAGCCUUAGAGAAACAGCUGGAGAAGAACAGGAGGUUCCUCGACGAACAAGCUGUGGAUCGCGAGCAUGAGAGGGAUUUCUUCCAGCAGGAAAUCCAGAAACUGGAGCAACAGCUGAAGAAUCCGCAGAAGCUUCAGACCGGCUCUGAGCAAAGAAACCAAGAGGUGGACCAGCUGACCUCUCAGCUGAAGGAGAAGGCGGAUUGGUGCAGUGAGCUGCUGCUCAGCUCAGAGCAGCUGCGUCGUGAGUUGGGAGAGCGCGACGAAGAGAUUGACAAACUGGAGAGCCGCAUCCGCGAGCUGGAGCAGGCCCUGCUGGCCAGCGCUGAGUCCCUGGAGAAGGUUGAACAAAAGAAGCAGCAUGCGUCCAUCACAGAGGCUCGACACUCCACACUGGAAGCUCAGUUACAAACAGAGAGAGAGGCUCUGGAACGGAAGGAGAAGGAGAUCUGUAACCUGGAGGAGCAGCUGGAGCAGUUCAGAGAGGAGCUGGAGAACAAGAGUGAGGAGGUGCAGCAGCUUCACAUGCAGCUGGAGAUCCAGAGGAAGGAGAUCAGCAGCCAGCAGCAAUACCUAGAGAACAGAGACAGUAUACUUCAGGUGAUGGAGGCGAAGGACAGGGAAAUAGCAGUUCUUAAUGAACAGAUCACUAAACUCCAACACAUGGAAACUGCCUCUGAUAACAAGGAAAUGGGUGACAGAGAUGAGGUGAUAAAAGACCUUGAGUGCCAGGUGGAGUGUCUGCGGAGUGAACAAGACCGCCUGAAGAGGAACAAUGAGGAGGAGCUCGACCAGCUAAAUGCAGUCAUAGAGAAACUUCAGCAGGAACUGGCAAAUAUUGAGCAAAAGCAACCUGAAGAAGACUAUGAGGACGAUAAGGGUGAGUUUGAGAGUCCCAGUAAAGAGGAAUAUGACGAAAUGAAGCAGAAAAUGGACCUGGCCACCAAAGAGCUGGAUACUCUCAAAGCAGAACACAGUAAACUGUUGGAGACAUAUCUGCGUUUGAAGGAGAACGCAGAAGCUUUAGCUGAGACAGAAAAGUUGGAAAACUCUGAGGGUGAAGUUGAAGACACCCUGAGGGAGAAAACGGCUGCUCUCGUAGUCAUGCAGGCCCAGGUACAAGCGCUGGAGCAGAGCGCCACCUCCAGAGUGGAAGAGUUGGAUCUCCGCAUCCAGGAGCUUGAGGACUUAGUCAAUGAAAAAGACAGUGAGUUAAACCACUGUCGCCUCCUCGCGGAGCAAACACAACGCUAUGCAGAUGAUCUCCAACAGCGGGUCUGUAAUCUGGAGGAAAACCUGAGAGAGAAAGUGGCAGCAGCGAUUGUUAGCCAAGCCACUCUGGAGGCCUUCCAGCAGCAGCAGCAGCAGCAAACACAGCAACCCAAACAUGAAGGUUCUGCCUAUAACUUCGGAGACUUUGGCAUUCCCCAGCUGGAUCUUAGCGGACUGGGUCAAGUGAGACCAGGCCCCACAGGGAAGGUGGUCCAUCUGACCCAGAAGCUUCGUGAGCUGGAGGUGGGUCUCAGUGGGAUGCAGAAAGACCAGGAGCUCCAGAAGCAGCUGCUCUCCAGCUCUGAGGAGGAGGUAUUGGAGUAUGAGAAGAGGCUGGCAGUGCUCAUGGAUCUGCUCAACCAGAUGAAGACCAGGACACAUCAGAGAACAGUACCAUCUGUGGAGGGUUCUUUAUUUGUUGACCAGCCGGCAGCUGUUGAGCUUCUCCAGGAGCUUCAGGAGGUCAGAGAUGAGGCUUCAGCCACCAAAGAGCAGCUCAGCGACUACAAGGAGAGCUGCAGCCGACUUCAGGAGGAGCUCACAGAAAAAACAGUAGCCGUUGAGAGACUUCAGGAGCAACUUCAAAAGGUGUCAUCCAGUGGCAGUGAAGGAGCCAAGGUGUCUGAACUUCAGCAGGAACUGUUCGAGGCUCAAAACGAGGCAGCUGCCACCAAAGAAGAGCUGAAUAGCUGCAGAGAGAGUCUGGAGAAGCUACAAGAGCUGCUGCAGGAGCGGGAAAUGACCAUAGCUCAACUUAAAAGUGAACUUUUCCAAGUUAAAGCUGAGGAGGACAGAGACAGCAUUACUGAGAUCCUUCAGGAGCUCCAGGAGGUGAAAAACGAUGCGACUAUCACCAAAGAAGAACUUGACAGCUACAGACAACGCAAUGAGAAACUAGAGGAAGACCUUCACCUUCGUGAGGUUUCCAUUUCUAAACUCAAAGAGGAGCUCCAGGAGGUCAGAAAGAAUGUGGAAACCACCAAAGAAGAAGUCAGCAACUACAGGCAACAAAAUGAGAAGCUGUUGGAUGAACUCGGCGUCCGUGAACUCUCCAUUUCUAAUCUCAAACAGGAACUGCAAGAAGUACGAACAGCUUUGACCAAGACAGCGGACUCAGCUCCUCCAUCUCCAGCACCAUCUCCAGCUCCCUCUCCUCAUCCUCCGUCGUCAUCUUCCUCCUCCAUCACCCAGCCCAAAAGGAAAGGAGGCAAACAGCCAGUGAGUAAGGGCAGCAGUGCCAAAGAUAAACCAUCUCUCUCCAGGAAAAACUCCUCUUCCAGCCACUCGUCCAACAAAUCUCACAGCCCUCGAACGAACGGCAGCGCUGAAAACCAACACGCACCUGUGACGGACUCAUUCACACAGACCGAAGCUCUACAAAUGUCUGAGCUCGGCCUGGUCAGCAAGUCCACCACCAAAGAGGAGGUGGAGGAGGUGAUUGGCGAGUUCCAGGAUAAGAUUGUACAGAUGCAGGAGCUCCAUGCGGCGGAGAUCCUGGACAUGGAGGCACGUCACAUUUCAGAGAGCGAGAAUCUUCGCAGAGACACGCAAGCUCUGGAGGAGGAAUGCAAGGCUCUGAAGACCAUCAUCGACAAGCUGCGCUCCAAUGAGGUCCCUUCAACAAGACAAGAACGUCCUGCGUCACAGUUUAAAGACGGAUACACCAGUGACAGCAGUUCGGACUACAGUCAGCGGACUGGGUACGACCUCCCGAGUCUCCAGCAGGAGUUCAGGACGACUCCAGAAGGAGCCAGAAGAGAGACCGAUGAUCCACUACCUGACCGGAUCAAGACCUUGCUCCGUGAGGUGCACCAGGAGGGAAUGCAGGUCCUCUCUCUGUCGGAACUUCCUCUUUCUGAAGGCGAACCUGGAGGCCAAUUUAACAUCCAAGGCUGGAUGAAGGAAAGAGAUGCACUGCUUGCAACUGUGGAGUCUCUGAAAGGUCUGAUCACCCAGAUGCAGACUCACAGAGAAUCACAGACAUCAGGCAGUGUGGACUGGCGUGGAGAGCUCCUGGAUGCAGUGCAGCGGGUGUUUUUGAGUGAGCGAAGUGUGUUAAAGAACACUUUAUACAGCCAGCUGGACCUGUUGGACACCAGUGACGCCAUCAUCCACCUCAACCAGCUGGAGCGCAGACUGGCUGAACAGGAUGCUCAACACAGGGAGGCGCUGGGGGUUCUCCACACAGCAGACAGGUCCAGUCUCAUCUCUGAAAUCCAUCAGCUCCGAGGUCAAAUCGAGAAGCUCCAUCAAGGUGUAGGUGGUGAUCCUGGCGUCUCGCUGGGUGGUGAACGUGGUGUCAGAGAACUGAGGGAAGGAGGAGGGGCUGAUGGAGGAGUGGAGGCCAACAGGCUGCUGGUGGAGGAGCUAAAGGGUGAACUGUCCCAGACUAAACUGGAGCUGGAGACCACACUGAAGGCUCAGCACAAACACCUUAAAGAGCUGGAUGCACUCAGGGCAGAGGUAUCGCAGAAAGCUGCUGAGGUGGAUGCACUGAACGACCACCUGACAGAGGAAAGGAAGAAGAGUCGAGAUCUCCAGUGGGCGGUGGAGAAGGAGAGGUGUCGAACCGGGAGAAACGAGGAGAGCAAACGAGAAGAACUGGAGGACCUGCAGCUCUCUCUGGAGGAGCAGAAGAACCGUGUUUCACAGCUGACCUCGACCUUAGAGCAGGAACGUCAGGCCUCCUCCCAGGUGUCCCAGCAGGCUGAGCAGGAGCGCCUGAGUCUCCACCGACGCCUCCAGGAGCUCCAGGUCCAGCUGGAGACGGAGCGAGCCAAGGCCCAGGAGAUGAGCACUGCCCUGGGGAGGGAGAGAACUCUACGGAGGGGCACCUCCUCAGACAGUGGCCCCUCUAAUGAGGAGAGAGCAGAGGAGGACAAGAGUGGGCAGGGGGAUGACGGAAACCUGUUGGAAAGACUGCAGAGGGAGCUUGACGACAAACACGCACAGGUGGUGCAGCUCCUCAGUCAGGUGGAGGCCCAGAGACUUGAGGCGGUCAGAAAAGAGGAGGAGCUGACUUUGGUGAGUCAGAGGUCGAGGCGGGACCAGGAGGCUCUGCUGGAGGCCCGGGCCCAGCUGGAGAGCCUGGAGGCACGAACAUCAGAGGUCCAGGAGCAGCUGGAGAGAGAGGUGGAGAGGAAUAAACACCUAGAAGAGGAGAAGGACAGACUGGAGGAGAGACUGGGCCAACAUGGAGAACAGCGAGGAGAGAGGGAGGGGAGUGGAGGUCUGCAGGCCGACGCCCACAGUGCGCAGUGGCAGAGCGAGACCGCCGACCGUACCAAAGACUGGGUUUUCCAGCAGAAGAGUGGAAACGUUCCUUCAGCCACUUCCAGCACGUUCCCAAACCUGGAGGUCACUGCAGCAGGCGGCAGUUUACACCACGGGCCUUGGCGCACAGUCGAUAAGAUCCUCAGCAAACUCCACCUCAUUUCCUCCAAGGUGCAGAACAUGGCGAGCAAGACGACCGGAAGGUCGACAUCAGAGAUCGACACUGAAGAGUUAUCAUGGGUCCAGUCCAACAUUGAUGAGGUCAUCACUAUGCUGCAGCAGCACCCUGGUCUACCCACCGUCCCUGAGAGUCCGUCUCUGCUGGCAGGAGGCUCGUCCAGCUCGUCCAAUUCACUGACGGAGCGGCUGUUGAGGCAGAACGCAGAGCUGACAGGUUUUGUCAGCCGUCUGACCGAGGAGAAGAACGAUCUGAGGAACCAUACGCUCCGAUUAGAAGAUGAGCUCAGACGCUAUCGACAGGCUGGACUGGGAUCAGGCAGUUCGACCAGCAGACGAGGCACAGGGAAGGUUGACAACGCAAGUCUGCUGCUUUCUCAGGAGCGGGAAGCCUGGACUCGAGAAAGGAUGCGUCUGGAAAAAGCCCUGAAUCUGGCCCAGACCCAGGUGGCCCAGCUCAGGGCAGAGGUCAGGACCGAAACCCUGCGGGAAAUAAGUGGACCUGAGGCUGACAACGCUGCUCUCAAGAGGAUGUACGGGAAGUACCUGAGGUCUGAAAGUUUCCGCAAAGCACUGAUCUACCAGAAGAAAUAUCUGCUGUUACUGCUGGGCGGCUUCCAGGAGUGUGAGGAGGCAACGCUGACGCUCCUGUCCAGGAUGGGGAGUCGACCGUCCCUCUCCAGCCUGGAGUCGCUCAGCCAACGUCGACGGGGGCUGAUGCGCUUCCGAUCUGCCGUCCGCGUCUCCAUUGCCCUAUCCAGGAUGCGAUUCCUUGUUAAGAGAUGGCACAAGGCGACAGGGAUGAGCUCCACAACAACUGUGACUAAGAACGGUGGAGGACAGACGAUAGGUACAGAGGCGAGAGACUCACCUUAUCUUCAUCCAGGCAGCGUUGAAAUGUACAGAGACAGAGGAAGUGGAGGAGGGGGGGUGUCCAGUAGCAGAGGCCGAAGUGGACGUGAAUCCCCCAGAUCCGCCAUGUCCUCCACACCCCACAGGUUCCAUGUGUCUGGAGACCAUGGAGCUCUGACCUGUUCACAUCUACAGAGUUACGACCCCGACCGAGCGCUCACAGACUACAUCUCCAGACUGGAAGCCUUGCAGAGGAGGCUGGGGAGUGUGACAUCAGGUGCUUCUUCAUAUGCUCAAUUGCACUUUGGCUUGAGACGAUAGAUGCUGAGAAGUUACUGGCUUGAAGAAAACUCAGUUGCCUUUUCUUGUGCUGAGCGCUCUGCUGUUUUCUAUCAUUCUGCUGUGGACUGUAUCUUUCCAUGUGGACCAAAACACAUUUUUUUAUUAGUGUACGACAUCUUGUAUCCAGGCUUUUUUGUCGCCAGCACUUGAAAAACAGCUAUGUUUGUAAUUUAAUCUGCCUCUUUGUUGUGGAUGAUCUACAAUCAUGUAUAUUUGUCGACUGCUAAUUUAAAACUUGUGAUUAAUUUAUAUGUUUGUGUUGUAUGGGUGGAGCGUCAUGUAGAGAAUGUUUGGGUUUCUCAUCGAGGAGGCUGCUACUGGAUAUUCUACACUACACUGUGUUUUGUUUAGGCUGGACAGACUACAGAGGACAUUUGUAGAGAACGUAUUUUUGUAAAGCGUAGGAGCUUUGAAUUUUCUGGGUAUUUUGUCAAAAACUGAAAUAAAGAGGAUUACACUAUUUAAAACA